Messenger RNA from Trichoderma reesei QM6a, 507 nucleotides. RefSeq lists its product as uncharacterized. Gene Ontology annotation, biological process: protein polyubiquitination; ubiquitin-dependent protein catabolic process. The record is from RefSeq and is a predicted model, not a curated record. Gene Ontology annotation, cellular component: nucleus. Lineage: Eukaryota; Fungi; Ascomycota; Sordariomycetes; Hypocreales; Hypocreaceae. The coding region runs from base 1 to 507 and encodes 168 amino acids. The transcript has 5 exons. Gene Ontology annotation, molecular function: ubiquitin conjugating enzyme activity.
AUGAGUGACUACGAAGUGACUCUUGUCAAUGACAACAAAUUUUUCGUCAGAUUCAAGGGCCCUGCGGAGACGCCCUUUGAAGGUGGUCUGUGGAAAGUGCACGUCGAACUGCCCGAUACGUAUCCCUACAAGUCUCCCAGUAUCGGUUUCGUCAACCGCAUCUUUCACCCAAACAUUGACGAGCUGUCCGGGUCUGUGUGUCUGGAUGUCAUCAACCAGACGUGGUCUCCAAUGUUCGAUAUGAUCAACAUUUUCGAGGUCUUCCUCCCGCAGCUCCUUCGCUAUCCCAACCCGACAGACCCGCUCAACGGUGAGGCAGCUGCUCUUCUUAUUAGGGAACCGAAGAGUUACGAAGCAAAAGUCAAAGAAUACGUUCAGAAAUACGCAAACAAGGAUUCGGUGGACGAGGCUGGCGCCGAGAGCGAGGAUGAGGACGACAUGUCCUCGGUGGCGAGUUUCGACGACGACGACGACGAGGAGCCUGCUGGUCAAAUGGACGACGUAUAG